Messenger RNA from Papaver somniferum (opium poppy), 3156 nucleotides. Its product is annotated as pentatricopeptide repeat-containing protein At2g17140-like. Gene Ontology annotation, molecular function: protein binding. The coding region runs from base 131 to 2860 and encodes 909 amino acids. The record is from RefSeq and is a predicted model, not a curated record. Lineage: Eukaryota; Viridiplantae; Streptophyta; Magnoliopsida; Ranunculales; Papaveraceae. The transcript has 2 exons.
CAUUGAAGAUUUGAACCUAAGUACUGUGCAUUCGAUCUUUUUUCUUGAUCGGUAAUUAAAGAAACUGUGUAAUCACUAUUGAAAAGUAGACUACUGAACUUUUUCAAUUCAUUUUUCGUUAUCGGCGCGCAUGAUAGAGGAAGACCAGGCUCCCGCCAAAUAUAACACCUACCAGAAGAAGACCAACCAAAAUUCAAAUCUGAGCGACCAUUAUCAUCAUUAUAUGGACCCAACUGCUAAAAUCAUUAAAGCUCUGGAAAACAACACAACAAAUCCAUCACUCUCAUGGAAACUCUUCAAAUACUUAAUCUCAUCUCCUUCUUCCAUCAAAUUUUCAUUUCAUUUUGUAAUACCAACCAUCACCCAAAUCCUUAUUCGUGCCGAAAUGUUUCAAGAAAUGGAUCAAUUACAUAAACUCCUUCUCCAUCUGCCUCCCGAUGUAUGCCGGCUAUCUCUUAUUUCUCUUACCCAAACAACAGCUAGAUCUGGUCUUUUAGAUAAGGCUUUAUCUCUAUUUCAAUCUCUUAGAAGGAAUUUUCCAACUGAACCACCUUCUAUACGUUUGUACAAUGUACUUAUUGAAUCUUCGGUUAAGUUAAAUCAAUCAGGAAAUGUUUCUGACUUGUAUAAAGAUAUGCUUGUUGCUGGAGUUCCUCCGGAAACUUAUACUUUUAAUCUUUUGAUUUCGUUAUUUUGUGAUUUGGGUCGUCUGGAAAAUGCCCGUAACUUGUUUGAUAAAAUGUCUCUAAAGGGUUGUAAGCCAAAUGAGUAUAGUUUUGGGAUUUUGAUUGGUGGCUAUUGUAAAGAGGGUCUUGGUACUGAAGCAUCGCAGCUUUUCAAUGACAUGAGGAAUUCUGGGUGUUUGCCGAAUAGGGUAAUAUAUAACACUUUAAUUUCUUACUUUUGUAGGGAGUGUAAUAUCAAGGAAGCGAAUAGAUUGGAAGAGAAUAUGAUAAAGGAUGGUAUAUUUCCUGAUGUUGUUACUUACAAUUCAAAGAUUUCUGCUCUUUGUAGUAUGGCAAAGGUUAUUGAAGCUUCGAGAUUAUUUCUAGAUAUGCAAAAGAAGGAUGAGUUGGGGUUGCCUGAACCUAAUAUCAUCACGUUUAAUAUAAUGCUCGAAGGGUUUUAUAAGGUAGGGAUGUUGUUGGAAGCCGAGGACUUAGUUGAGACUAUGAAAAGAGAUGGUAUUUUCACAAAAUUGGAAAGUUAUAACAUUAGGUUGUCGGGUUUGGUGAGGAAUGGAAAGUUGUUAGAAGCAAGGCUGGUGCUGAAAGAUAUGUUUGAGACAGGCAUAACUCCAAACAUAUACUCCUAUAACAUCCUGAUUGACGGAUUAUGCAAAGAGGGUCUUGUCUCUGAUGCAAGAUCGGUGAUGGAUUUGAUGAGAAACAAUGGGAUUUCACCAGAUACAGUAACUUAUAGUGCUUUACUACAUGGUCAUUGCACUAAAGGGAAAAUAUUAGGAGCCAAUAGUGUAUUAAACGAGAUGGUGCAGUAUGGGUGUUUUCCUAACUCCUUCACUUGCAAUAUCUUGUUACAGAGUCUGUGGAGAGAAGGUAGAAUCUCAGAAGCAGAGAUAUUGCUGCAGAGGAUGUAUGAAAGAGGACACAGUUUAGAUACAGUGACUUGCAAUAUCGUGGUCGAUGGUCUAUGCAAAAGUGAGAAGUUAGACGAGGCAAUUAUGAUUGUAGAUGGAAUGUGGACCCGUGGAAGUGCUUCCCUUGGUGAUCUCGGAAACUCAUUUGUUGGGUUAGUAGAUAAUACUAAUAAUGGGAAGAAAUGUGUUCCUGACUUGAUCACAUAUUCCACCUUAAUCAAUGGGUUAUGCAAGGCUGGGAGGUUAGAUGAAGCUAAAAAGAAGUUCGUUGAGAUGAAGGCUAAGAAUGUGAGUCCUGAUUCAGUUGUCUACGAGACUUUUAUACACGGUUUCUGCAAUCAGGGAAAGAUCUCAUCUGCAAUUAGAGUUCUAAGGGACAUGGAGAAGAAGGGAUGCAAACUUAGUACUCAAACCUACAAUUCUUUGAUCUCAGGCUUAAGUAGCGAACAGAAGACAGAUGCAAUCUAUGAUCUCAUGAAGGAAAUGGAAAUGAAAGGAAUUUCUCCCGAUGUCUUCACUUAUAAUAACUUGAUUAGCUCUCUGUGCGAAGGAGGAAGAGCAACUGAUGCUACUUCAGUCCUGGACAAAAUGUUGAAGAAUCAUGUCUUUCCUAAUGUGUCUUCUUUUAAGUUAUUGAUCAGUGCGCUUUGUAAGACUCGCUAUUAUAGAGAAGCUCAGGAAGUAUUUGAUAUUGGUUUGAGUAUUUGUGGUCAUAAGGAAUCUCUUUAUGGAUUAAUAGUUAACGAGUUACUUGCUGGUAGAGAACUUUCAGAAGCUAAGGGGAUACUCGGAUCUGCAAUAGAUAGAGGCUUUGAUGUUGAGGUCUUCUCAUACAGAGAUCUGAUUAAGGACCUCUGCAAGGAAGGGAAAUUCGUGGAGGCCCGUAAGAUACUUGAUAAGUUGAUUGAGAAAGGUUAUGACUUUGACCCUGCAUCAUUUAUCCCGGUAAUUGAGGGAUUGGGCAAGGAAGGGAACAAACACGAGGCUGACAAACUUGCAAAGACUAUGAUGGGGAUGGAUUCAGAAGGAAGGAAGGACAGGAAGUUGUAUCAGAAAGGAUUUAACGACAAGAAAUUGAACAUUAGGAAGCUCAAGAAAGAUGGUUAUGGUGGGAAUCAAUGGCACACAAUAUUGCACAGAGAUGAUGGGAGUGGACUUGCAGUGAGAGUUCUUAAGCGGGUGCAGAAAGGUUGGGGCCAAGGAAGCAUAUCAAAUGUGCAGCCACAGAAGAAAGAAUUUCUUGACUACUGGGAGGAUACUUAACCAUUGAAAUUACCCUGGAUGAUAACUCAAGAAAUCUAUAAAGAUUCGGUCCAAAAUGGUUAAACCGAGAUUGAGACCAUGAGAAAGAUACAAGAAUCUUCGUUUUUAGGCUUUUGAUGCUAAGUAUUUGUUACUAGCAUGCUUUAAUUUACACCAGUCUAAAACUUGUGUUAUUAGUUCGAUUUCCUAAGGUUUCAAGGGAGAUGAAGCAUUUGCAUGUAUUGCUAAUCAUUCCGAUACCAUUUUUGAAGUCAAUAACACAGGUUCUUCUUUGACAAUGAAUAGUUACUCAAAAG